AUGGAUGACGUCAUCGUGUUUGGACCAGACCGGAAAUCGCACGCAGCUUCACUCAAGCAGUUGCUCCAUCGUCCCAAGGAGCACGGGUUCCACGCCAAGGCCGAGAAGCGCAGUUUUUGCAGCUGCAAAUUCGGUACCAUCCGCCUCGAUCCCGAGAAUCUUAAGACGAUUGCCGCCAUUCCCACACCAACCAGCGUGUUCGAACUGCGAGCGUUCUUAGGCGCGGUGAACUUCUACGGAAGAUUCAUUCGCAACCUUCACGAGGUACGCCGCUCUAUGGAUCAGCUGCUCAAGAAGGCCACUAAGUGGCGUUGGACAUCCGAGUGCCAGCAUGAUGCGUUCGAGAAGUUCAAGGUGCUCCAGUCAAGCUGCUAA
Culex pipiens pallens (northern house mosquito) is the source of this 375-nucleotide messenger RNA. RefSeq lists its product as uncharacterized. Bases 1 to 375 code for a protein of 124 amino acids. The transcript has a single exon. The record is from RefSeq and is a predicted model, not a curated record. NCBI's taxonomy places the organism in Eukaryota, Metazoa, Arthropoda, Insecta, Diptera, Culicidae.